UCUACACGAGCUGAUAUAAGAAGGUUUUGCUCUGUGCAAGGUCUACCUUACAAGCCUCAGCUCAGCCGUUCCUGGAGGAGACAUUCUUAACUCUGUAAGAUUCUAUUGAACUGCCUGCAUUAGAAGGAAGUUUUGUUAUUGAAAAGUCUGCCCUUCUCAUUUGUUCCUGGGGAUACCUGCAGAUUGGUGUGGCGACAGCUCCCCAGGCUAAGGUAUCUUCCAUGAUGUUGCAAGUGCAAGGUGCCCAGAUGCUUCAGGCACUGGAGAGAUCCUUGAGGAAGAGUCUUCCUGAAUCCCUUAAGGUUUAUGGGACUGUCUUCCACAUGAACCAGGGAAACCCAUUCAAGCUAAAGGCCCUGGUGGACAAGUGGCCUGAUUUUAAUACAGUGGUAGUCCGCCCUCAGGAGCAGGAGAUGGUAGAUGACUUCGAUCACUACACCAAUACUUACCAAAUCUACUCCAGGGACCCCGAGAACUGUCAGGAACUGCUUGGCUCACCAGAAGUCAUUAACUGGAAACAGCAUUUGCAGAUCCAAAGUUCACAGUCCAGCCUGAAUGAGGUGAUACAAAGUCUUGCAGCCAUGAAAUCCUUCAAAGCUGAACAAACACAGUGCUUUCUCUAUGUGGCACUUGACACUUUAAAGAAACUGAUUCCUUCUCUACUGGAUGUAAAGAACCUACCGCCUGGCGAUGGCAAGCCUAAGCCCAUCAAUGAGCAAAUGUUUAAGCUGUCUUCCCUGGAUGUCACCCACGCUGCCCUGGUGAAUGAAUUCUGGCAUUAUGGUGGCAAUGAUAGGAGCCGAAGAUUCAUCGAGCGCUGUAUCCAGAACUUCCCCAGCUACUGUCUUCUGGGGCCCAAGGGGAACCCUGUGUCCUGGGCCCUAAUGGACCAGACAGGAGAAAUGCGAAUGGCAGGCACCGUGCCUGAGUACCGGUCCCAGGGCCUCGUCUCUUAUGUCAUCUAUACCCAGGCCCAGGCUCUGAACAAACUCGACUUCCCUCUGUACUGUCAUGUGGACAAAAAUAACAAAAUUAUGCAGAGAACGGGUUACAGUCUGCAAUAUAUUCGCAUGCCUUGUUCCUGGAACCAAUGGCACUGCGUGCCUCUGUGAAGUGUCAGAUGUGCUUGGGGAUGUGGCUGGAACAGUGGGUGGGUGGGCAGAGAGAAUGAAUGACUAGUCACCACAAUCAUCAGUAAAGGAGUGGGCUGUGGGGGAGCAGUGAUAUUGGUCUACCACUGUGAUCUCUGCAUUGAUGGGCUUCCCUUGGAUAUCUUGCUUUGGAGCAGUCCCAAUACACCAUGUCAUUUAGUUCCUCACACUUCCUGGGAAUGUCCAUGACACUUUCAUCAGCUACAUGUUGCCCCAAAUGGCAUGUCUUGGAACUCCUAGUGCAUGAAUCAGUAGAGCCUUGCCAGAUUUUCCUGGAAGGGGUAAUAUUUCCCGAGCAUUAUGACUUAUUCCUUUCUCUUUCUCUUAAUAAUCAGCAAGUACACUUUGCUCAUUAGGUCUGUAGAAAUUAUCCUCUCCUCUGAUUGCUGCUUUAUUGGUACAUGAAACACUUACACAAAUAUAUACAUGAAACAUUAGGUUAAACAUAACACAGUGAUAUCACAGGGAGAGUUACUAAGAAAAGGACUAACUAUAUUAGCCUGUGCUCUUCUCACUCCACACCAGGGAAAAUGAUUCAAUAUUGUUUCUAAAAGCAGAGCUUCUUAAAUCCAUCCAACCCCCCCCCCCCAACUAUAAAGAGGUUGUGUGUUUGAUUGUAAAAGUUGAAGUCAAGUGGUUCAUGAUGGGAAGAGCCUGGACUAGUUUGUGGAGAGGGGCAGAACCCAGACCCAAGGGGGUGGGUGUUUUUUGAGAAGAGAUAGAUGUUGAGGGAGGGGGGCAGUACAGCAUGGGUGCCUCCUGCUUCACUUGACCUGGGCCCAUUGUUUCAGGAUGCCUGAAGUGCAGUUCACGCAAUAGUCUCCCAGGAGAGUCUGCUUGGUGGUGUGGAGACAUGGUUUUCCUGGUUCUGACAAGGCAGCAGGGAGAGUUUCCUGCCCCAGCAUUUCAAGGGAAGCAGCACUAAACCUCAGCACUGUGCAGCAAAGAGAGCACUGGACUGAAGGCAGUCACCUGGAUCAAGAACCUGCUCCCUUUUGGUCCAUCUAGGUCUGGAAUUAGGCUAUGGACUUGGGGAUGAGGUCCCCACACACAGAAAAGCCAACAACCGAGGCUUAACUUCUUGGCGAGUCAAGAGAGGGGAAGCUCAGUUUAGAGCAGAGUUUCUCAACCUUGGCACAAGGGGCACUUGAGAGUGGACAGUCCCGUGCAUUUAUAGGAUGUGUAGCAGGCUCCCUGCCCUCUACCACGGGAUGCCGAUAGCACCUCCAUUCCAGUUAUGACCAGUAAACACGUCUCCGCUUGUUGAUAAUAUAUCCCCUGGAGGCGAAAUCACCUCGAGUUGAGAAGCACGGGUUUAAGGGUGGAGGUCCUCCCACUUGCCGAUGCCUCGGACUUAUGUAGCGGAGCAAUAUGGGGAGGAAGCUGGCUGUCUGCAGAACCUCGGAGGCUGCGCUCGCGACCAGGAAAUUGAAGAAAACGCUGUCAGUUGUGUUCUCAGUUGUUAAAGACGUGAAACAUUCCUUUCACUUUUCGUGUGGAUUUAAUAAAUACUCACAGGAAGCGUUA
Molecule: messenger RNA, 2678 nt
Organism: Phyllostomus hastatus (greater spear-nosed bat)
Lineage: Eukaryota; Metazoa; Chordata; Mammalia; Chiroptera; Phyllostomidae
Product: glycine N-acyltransferase-like
Exons: 7
Coding region: 222-1112 (296 amino acids)
Cellular component (GO): mitochondrion
Molecular function (GO): glycine N-acyltransferase activity
Source: RefSeq, a predicted model, not a curated record